CUGAAUGUGGUCUGCUCAGUUGGCAGACCUAACGUAACCUAUUGCCUAGGCUACGAUAGGUUUAUUCAGAUCCCUUCACGCCAACAAAGUAGCCUAACCUAUGAAGAUAUCGUCCCUUUCAUCGAAACCGCAGUAUAUUUGACCCAUUUCUUCAGAUGUCUGCCAGAGGAUAUGAUUCAGUCUGGAACAGACCCAACAGGACACACCAAAGAAGCAUUGUCAGUGGUGAGUGAGGAUCAGUCAUUGUUUGAGUGUGCCUACGGACAGUCAAGUCAUCCCAAGACCAAUAUGACUGCAUCUUCUGCCAGUGAGUAUGGCCAGACCGCCAAGAUUAGUCCCAGUGUCCACCCACAAGACUGGCUAACCCAGCCGCUGGCCAGAGGCAGCAUCAAAAUGGAAUGCAACACCAGCCAAGUCAAUGGCUCCAGGAAUUCUCCAAAUGACUGCAGUGUGGGGAAAGGACCAAAGCACAGCAGUGGAAGUGAUGGUGUGCCAGUGAACUAUGGCAGCUACAUAGAGGACAAGCACAUCCCUCCCCCAAACAUGACCACCAAUGAGCGUCGUGUCAUUGUGCCUGCAGACCCCACCUUGUGGACAACAGAGCAUGUAUGUCAGUGGCUUGAAUGGGCAGUGAAAGAGUACACCCUGCUGGAGGUAGACAUAUCCCUGUUCCAAAACAUUGAUGGCAAGGAGCUUUGCAAGAUGACUAAGGAGGACUUCCAGAGGCUGACCCCAACCUACAGUGCAGAAAUCCUGUUGUCACAUCUUCACUACCUCAGAGAGACUCCACUUCCUCACUUGACUUCAGAUGAUGUUGACAAAGCCUUGCAAAACUCCCCGCGACUAAUGCAUGCCCGUAACACAGGAGGUGCAAGCUUCAUUUUUCCAAAUUCUCAAGUUUAUUCUGCCGACAGCACCCCAAGGCUUCCUGCAAGGCCAGACUUGGCAUAUGAAGUGGCGAGACGAUCAGUUUGGCCAUCCCAACCAGCAUCUACCUCCAAAAGCCCUCAAACCCCAUCAGCCAUUGUGACAAAAGCUGAGGAACAGAGACCUCAAUUAGAUCCUUAUCAAAUCUUAGGACCUACAAGCAGCAGACUUGCAAACCCAGGCUCUGGGCAAAUACAACUCUGGCAGUUUUUGCUGGAGCUGCUUUCAGAUAGUUCUAACUCAAAUUGCAUCACUUGGGAGGGCACCAAUGGAGAAUUCAAAAUGACCGAUCCAGAUGAGGUGGCACGACGAUGGGGGGAGCGCAAGAGUAAACCCAACAUGAACUAUGACAAGCUAAGUCGUGCCCUGCGCUAUUAUUAUGAUAAGAACAUUAUGACCAAGGUGCAUGGCAAGCGCUACGCCUACAAGUUUGACUUCCAUGGCAUUGCUCAAGCUCUGCAGCCUCAUCCUCCAGAAUCUUCCAUGUACAAAUAUCCUUCAGACUUGUCCUACAUGAGCACUUAUCAUGCACACCAGCAGAAGAUGAACUUUGUUUCCCCCCACCCUCAAGCACUGCCCGUUACCUCGUCAGGCUUCUUUGCCGCCCCUAAUCCAUACUGGAACUCUCCUGCUGGGGCCAUCUACCCCAGCACUCGACAUCCAGCUACACAUAUGCCCUCCCAUCUGGGUACUUACUACUAGCAGGUGCAGGGCACCACACUGAAGGAUGUCAUCAAAAACAAAGAGCCUCGAUCUGGGUAAUGUAGUCAGGCGUGUGCAUAAUUUGUAAGGAAACAAAAUGGAAUGAAAUGGAAAUGAAGGGAAAUUACACAGUACAAGAAAGCUAAAAAAAAGUGAGACUAAGUUAGGGUGGACUGUUGUUAAUGCUUAGGACAUUGGAAGAAGGGACAUGAAAUAUUGUACCAAGAAAUUCCAUUUGAGAAAAUAUUACUUGUGGACAACAAGGAAUGUGAAAUAUGAAAGUUGGUGGAUGUUGAUGUGAAUGUUGGAUGCUUGCCAGUUUUACAUUGCAUUUAACGCUGCAUUGUUCAUAAAUAUGGCAGUUAGCAAAGAGGUUAAAUCAUAGCUGCAUGAACAGUUACACAGUAUUAUAUACAUGUAGUAUUACACUACCUUAUUUAAGUUAUUUGGAAAUGCAGUAAAGUGAAGUUUGUUAUAGAAAGAAAUUAGUGCCCUUUUUAUAUAUGGAGUGGGAUAGAGACGACUGUAGUUUCAGUGUCAGUAAACUGUGAAACAAUCACUUGCAGGAUAUGUCAGGAGGUUACUGUCAGGAAGUCAAGACAAUGAAAAUGGUGAAAUUCAGUCAGAAAGUUUGAAAACAUGUGAAUUUAAGUGUUUUUCAUUUGAACUGCCAAAUAUUUUAUCAGUAUUAUUUUAUGUUGCAGUUCAUAAGGCAUUAUUGAAAGUAAAGGUGGUUUAUGUGAUUGUCCAUCUCAUUGGGUAUGCCUUGAAAUGUUACAUUCAGUGUUGUGAUAAAGAACUGGAAUUUGGAGGCUUUAUGUAAUGCUAUACAUGACCUCAAAUCUCUCUCUCUCUCUAUCUCUCUCUCGGGUGGGGAGGGGUGAGAUUGAUGUUUUUGGUCAGUGCCUUACUAGACAUAACUCAACAUACAGCCAAAGAAAAUUACAAAAGUACCAACUUUGUAUUUUUAUUAUUAUUAUUAUUAUUGUUAUUAUUAUUCUGAGUCGCGAACGCUGUGCGUUUGUUAGUGUUAAGUAUGCAAUUAAGUGUUAUAAUCCUUAUGAUAGAUAUAUAACUUAUGCAUUUAACUUUAUGAGUUGAUCUCAACCAGCAAAGGGCAGUCAAUUUUGUAAUAGAUUUUGAGAAGAUAUUGAAACUGACCAAAGUUGGCUUAAUUGUCCUGGCCUUUGAACUCUGAACUUGAAGUUCUGUGUAUGCAGGUGUUUACAACACAAAUCUUCAUAUAUAUAUAUACUAAUAUAAAAGAAGAGACCUGGCAUGUUAUUUCUGACCUGCUCAGCAUUACAGUUUAUUUUAUGUUUUAGAACACAAAUGCUAUGUUAAAGCAUAAUAUACCUAGUAACUUAAAAUGUUGGACAGAAUUUACAAAGGGAAGAAACCAUAUUCAUGGAUAAAUUAUAUGAUUUUUAUAUUGCCAUUCCAAUAAACAAUAUGU
Alosa alosa (allis shad) is the source of this 3085-nucleotide messenger RNA. RefSeq names its product ETS transcription factor ERG (gene erg). Bases 172 to 1629 code for a protein of 485 amino acids. The transcript is spliced from 11 exons. Gene Ontology annotation, cellular component: nucleus. The record is from RefSeq and is a predicted model, not a curated record. NCBI's taxonomy places the organism in Eukaryota, Metazoa, Chordata, Actinopteri, Clupeiformes, Clupeidae. Gene Ontology annotation, biological process: cell differentiation; regulation of transcription by RNA polymerase II. Gene Ontology annotation, molecular function: DNA-binding transcription factor activity, RNA polymerase II-specific; sequence-specific DNA binding.